AUGGCAGCGCGAGACCCCUUUCGACCAGCAUUUUCUCCGAGGCGCCCCGCAAACCCCUCCGGUCCAUCCGCGGCAACCUCUCCGCGCGGAUCCCCGUGCCCAUCGCACCUCGUGCUACUCGCGCUCGAGCUCUGUCCGAAGCUGCAGCAGCAGCAGCAGCAGCAGCAGCAGCAGCAGCAGCAGCAGCAGCAGCAGCAGCAGCAGCAGCUCGAGACGGGCGCCGCCGCGGUUCACCCUCCCAACCCCACAGGCGCUGCUCACUUCGCGCCGACAUCGAUUUCCCGAUUCGCCCCGCCGGCGGCCUCCGCGCUGGCGGCGGACGAGGCGGCGCUGGGCGCGCUGGAGGUGUGGAGUCUGGGUGUGCUGCUCUACUCGCUGCUUACCGGCCGGCAGCCAUUCCUCGGGCGCUCCAACCACGACACGCUGCAACGGAUUCGCGCCGCCCGGGUGCGGUUCCCCCUCACCGUGCGUGCGAUCAUGCUGUUUGGCGACGCCAAGCGACUCAUCCGCGAAAUGCUUGCGAUAGACCCUGCUUCGCGACCCACGCUAAAGCAAGUGCUCGCACACUCGUGGCUCGCUUCCCCUCCCGUCCGAACCCGCACUCCCAACGGACCCGGCUUCCGCCCGCGAAAGCACCUCCGCGUAGCGCGAUCGUGCGCGCUGCUUUCGUGCAUACGGGUCAGCGACUCGGUCAGCGACUCGGAACGCCCCUGA
Molecule: messenger RNA, 714 nt
Organism: Closterium sp. Naga37s-1
Lineage: Eukaryota; Viridiplantae; Streptophyta; Zygnematophyceae; Desmidiales; Closteriaceae
Source: the annotation of a GenBank genome assembly